AUGCAACUUAUAUCACUCCAAAAGGUUCUCAGUGAACCAGAUGGCAAACAGUUUAAAUUUCCCAACGCCAACCUCAUUGUUGAUGGCACUGAAAUCACGGCAAACGUGACAUAUGUAUACAAAGAGGAAGAUGUCAACCACCCUAGUGGUUUUCUACAGGAAGUCUUAAAAGUCUCAGGUCUCCUGACCACCACUGUUGCCCCAACAACAACUACCAACACCACACCACUUCCUACCCUAUUGACUUCAGUGACAUCAACAACUAGAUUCGGCACAGUGGGAGUUUUUGUUAAACUGAUAUUCAAGGUCAAAACACCAGUCCCCACUGAGGAUGAUGUCCUUGGUGCCGUCAAGAAACAAUUGUCUCCUCAAUUCACGACCACUCAAACCACCUUCCAGAAUGCAACUUAUAUCAAACUUACAGAUACUUCAUUUGCCAUCGACCUUGGUUUCAAAAUAACCAAUGUAACCCAGGAGUCUCUAAGUAAUAGACUCACACUCACCAAUGAGACCGAAACCCAGAUACAGGAUUCAAUUAACAGACUACUCCAAAAGGUUCUCAGUGAACCAGAUGGCAAACAGUUUAAAUUUCCCAACGCCAACCUCAUGUCUCCUGACCACCACUGUUGCCCCAACAACAACUACCAACUCCACACCACUUCCUACCCUUUGACUUCAGUGACAUCAACAACUAGAUUCGGCACAGUGGGAGUUUUUGUUAAACUGAUAUUCAAGGUCAAAACACCAGUCCCCACUGAGGAUGAUGUCCUUGGUGCCGUCAAGAAACAAUUGUCUCCUCAAUUCACGACCACUCAAACCACCUUCCAGAAUGCAACUUAUAUCAAACUUACAGAUACUUCAUUUGCCAUCGACCUUGGUUUCAAAAUAACCAAUGUAACCCAGGAGUCUCUAAGUAAUAGACUCACACUCACCAAUGAGACCGAAACCCAGAUACAGGAUUCAAUUAACAGACUACUCCAAAAGGUUCUCAGUGAACCAGAUGGCAAACAGUUUAAAUUUCCCAACGCCAACCUCAUUGUUGAUGGCACUGAAAUCACGGCAAACGUGACAUAUGUAUACAAAGAGGAAGAUGUCAACCACCCUAGUGGUUUUCUACAGGAAGUCUUAAAAGUCUCAGGUCUCCUGACCACCACUGUUGCCCCAACAACAACUACCAACUCCACACCACUUCCUACCCUUUUGACUUCAGUGACAUCAACAACUAGAUUCGGCACAGUGGGAGUUUUUGUUAAACUGAUAUUCAAGGUCAAAACACCAGUCCCCACUGAGGAUGAUGUCCUUGGUGCCGUCAAGAAACAAUUGUCUCCUCAAUUCACGACCACUCAAACCACCUUCCAGAAUGCAACUUAUAUCAAACUUACAGAUACUUCAUUUGCCAUCGACCUUGGUUUCAAAAUAACCAAUGUAACCCAGGAGUCUCUAAGUAAUAGACUCACACUCACCAAUGAGACCGAAACCCAGAUACAGGAUUCAAUUAACAGACUACUCCAAAAGGUUCUCAGUGAACCAGAUGGCAAACAGUUUAAAUUUCCCAACGCCAACCUCAUUGUUGAUGGCACUGAAAUCACGGCAAACGUGACAUAUGUAUACAAAGAGGAAGAUGUCAACCACCCUAGUGGUUUUCUACAGGAAGUCUUAAAAGUCUCAGGUCUCCUGACCACCACUGUUGCCCCAACAACAACUACCAACUCCACACCACUUCCUACCCUUUUGACUUCAGUGACAUCAACAACUAGAUUCGGCACAGUGGGAGUUUUUGUUAAACUGAUAUUCAAGGUCAAAACACCAGUCCCCACUGAGGAUGAUGUCCUUGGUGCCGUCAAGAAACAAUUGUCUCCUCAAUUCACGACCACUCAAACCACCUUCCAGAAUGCAACUUAUAUCAAACUUACAGAUACUUCAUUUGCCAUCGACCUUGGUUUCAAAAUAACCAAUGUAACCCAGGAGUCUCUAAGUAAUAGACUCACACUCACCAAUGAGACCGAAACCCAGAUACAGGAUUCAAUUAACAGACUACUCCAAAAGGUUCUCAGUGAACCAGAUGGCAAACAGUUUAAAUUUCCCAACGCCAACCUCAUUGUUGAUGGCACUGAAAUCACGGCAAACGUGACAUAUGUAUACAAAGAGGAAGAUGUCAACCACCCUAGUGGUUUUCUACAGGAAGUCUUAAAAGUCUCAGGUCUCCUGACCACCACUGUUGCCCCAACAACAACUACCAACUCCACACCACUUCCUACCCUUUUGACUUCAGUGACAUCAACAACUAGAUUCGGCACAGUGGGAGUUUUUGUUAAACUGAUAUUCAAGGUCAAAACACCAGUCCCCACUGAGGAUGAUGUCCUUGGUGCCGUCAAGAAACAAUUGUCUCCUCAAUUCACGACCACUCAAACCACCUUCCAGAAUGCAACUUAUAUCAAACUUACAGAUACUUCAUUUGCCAUCGACCUUGGUUUCAAAAUAACCAAUGUAACCCAGGAGUCUCUAAGUAAUAGACUCACACUCACCAAUGAGACCGAAACCCAGAUACAGGAUUCAAUUAACAGACUACUCCAAAAGGUUCUCAGUGAACCAGAUGGCAAACAGUUUAAAUUUCCCAACGCCAACCUCAUUGUUGAUGGCACUGAAAUCACGGCAAACGUGACAUAUGUAUACAAAGAGGAAGAUGUCAACCACCCUAGUGGUUUUCUACAGGAAGUCUUAAAAGUCUCAGGUCUCCUGACCACCACUGUUGCCCCAACAACAACUACCAAAACCACACCACUACCUACCCUAUUGACUUCAGUGACAUCAACAACUAGAUUCGGCACAGCCGUGGUUAUUGUUAAACUGAUAUUCAACCUCAAAACACCAGUCCCCACUGAGGCUGAUGUCCUUGGUGCCGUCAAUAAGCAACUGUCUCUUCAAUCCAAGACCACUCAAACCACCUUCCAGAAUGCAACUUAUAUCAAACUUUCAGAUACUUCAUUUGCCAUCAACCUUGGUUUCAAAAUAACCAAUGUAACCCUGGAGUCUCUAAGUAAUAGACUCACAUUCACCAAUGAGACCUACGUCCAGAUACAGCUUUCAAUUAACACACUUCUCCGUCAACUUCUCAGUGAACCAAACGGCAACCAGUUUCAAUUUCCCAACGCCAACUUCAUUGCUGAUGGCACUGAAAUCAGGGCAAAUGUGACGUAUGUAUACAAAGAGGAUGAUGUCAACCACCCUAGUGGUUUUCUACAGGAAGUCUUAAAAGUCUCAGGUCUCUUGACCACCACUGUUGCCCCAACAACAACUACCAACACCACACCACUUCCUACCCUUUUACUGACCACUCCUUUCAAUACCACAAGUGUUGGAGGUUUUCCUGGCUGGGCUUUGGCCAUUAUCAUUCCUUGUGGCAUCGCUAUCAUUCUGGUACCCCUGUGGAUCCUGCUAUGUUGUAUGCUAUGUGGCUGCUGUGCAGCUGUAAGGAGACGCUGGCACAGACGCAGAUCUUACAAUGUACAGUACACCACCAGAAAUGGACUCUUCUGAGGUGACGACACUAACAUCAGUAGGCAACUGUCAUCACAAGAACAGUCAAUUAUCUAUCUAUAUCUGCUAAUCAGGAGGUUUCAUUGGGUACUUGCAUCUAUUUUUUUAACACAAAAAGAAAAUUCAUAAUGGGCUUAAUAAUCCACAGGUGUUUUGUGCAUUGUACAAUUUUUGAUAUUAUACAUCUGGUUGUUAAUCAAAGUUAAAGCUGAGCUGAACAGCAUGUAUGUUUAUGUAUUUAUUAGCUAUGUAAUUUAUGUGGUUUCAAGCUGUGCUGUCCACUGACUAAAACAGUUUUCAGUUAUUUAUUGAAUGUAUAAUAAGGUAGAUAAAAAUAUUUAUUUGAGUUUUGUUAUUUCCUCUCUUGACUAACUAUUAACUAACUUAUUUUCAACUGCAAUACAGUACUUGUUUCUUCACCACACAGUUUGACAAAUGUAAUAAAGACUUUGCAAAUCAGUA
Messenger RNA from Oncorhynchus kisutch (coho salmon), 3999 nucleotides. Its product is annotated as mucin-5AC-like. Bases 1 to 3537 code for a protein of 1178 amino acids. The record is from RefSeq and is a predicted model, not a curated record. Lineage: Eukaryota; Metazoa; Chordata; Actinopteri; Salmoniformes; Salmonidae. The transcript has 34 exons.